AUGGAUGUUCCAAUUGCUGCUGCAACGCUGGGAAUAGCGGGCGCUGUAUGCUGGUCGGUGCAGCUGAUUCCCCAAAUCAUCAUCAAUUACCGCAAACAUGACACGACGGGGCUUCAACCCGUCAUGAUGCUACUAUGGGCGACCGCCGGCAUCCCUCUCGGCGCUUAUAACAUUGUGCAGGACUUUCAUAUCGCGCUGAAGAUCCAACCUCAGAUCCUCACGGCGCUCAGCUUGACCACCUGGCUCCAGUGCCAGUACUACGGGAGCCGAUGGUCUUGGUUCAAGUGCUUGGUCCUCGUCACGCCACUGGCUCUCGUGUUGGCCGGCGUCGAGUUGGGUUUUGUAUUCGCCUUGUACGCCGCCAAGGGUCGCCACCUGCAGUGGCCCAUGACGCUGAUGGCCGUCUUGUCUGCCUCCCUCCUCAGCGCGGGCGUGCUGCGCCAUUAUUGGGAUAUUUACAAGGAACGGACCGUCAGGGGCAUCUCCUUUAUCUUCGUUGCCAUUGAUGCGCUCGGGGAUCUCACCUCUCUGGUGUCCAUCUUCUUCCAGCCGGACCUGGACGUACUCGGCAUGGUGAUCUACGGAUCCGAGCUUGUGCUCUGGCUCGGCAUCCUUGGUUGCGGUGGCUACUUCAACUUGAGGCCCUGGCUCGGUCAGAAAAUCGCGGCUGUACGCGUCCGCCAUGGCCCAGAAGUACACAGUACUAGGGUCAUCGACGAAGACAACGACGACUCGCCCGAAAGCACUCGGCAGAGUCUGUCAUCAAGGUCGAGUAGCACGGUCUUCCAGACUGCCUCCUCGGCACGAGCCGACCACGCAGGAGGGUCGACUCCCAGCCUUAGACUGCGAACAGUGCCUUCCUUGCAAGAUACAUAA
Pestalotiopsis fici W106-1 is the source of this 876-nucleotide messenger RNA. RefSeq lists its product as uncharacterized. The transcript has 3 exons. The coding region runs from base 1 to 876 and encodes 291 amino acids. NCBI's taxonomy places the organism in Eukaryota, Fungi, Ascomycota, Sordariomycetes, Amphisphaeriales, Sporocadaceae. The record is from RefSeq and is a predicted model, not a curated record.